Messenger RNA from Zingiber officinale, 1110 nucleotides. Its product is annotated as MADS-box protein SOC1-like. Gene Ontology annotation, molecular function: RNA polymerase II cis-regulatory region sequence-specific DNA binding; DNA-binding transcription factor activity, RNA polymerase II-specific; protein dimerization activity. The record is from RefSeq and is a predicted model, not a curated record. The transcript has 8 exons. The coding region runs from base 238 to 873 and encodes 211 amino acids. NCBI's taxonomy places the organism in Eukaryota, Viridiplantae, Streptophyta, Magnoliopsida, Zingiberales, Zingiberaceae. Gene Ontology annotation, cellular component: nucleus. Gene Ontology annotation, biological process: positive regulation of transcription by RNA polymerase II.
CGGGUCUUCAACAGCGAUGGAAUGGAGUAUGGUCAACCCUCCUCCUACCCUUUCCCUUCACCGCUAUUUUUUUUUUUUUUUUGCCAUUUGCGGGAAACGAGAGGAGGCGACAAUUAUGUUAGGUUGAUCUCCACCUGCGCCUAGAUGGAUCGAGAGCCUCCUCCUCCUCCUAAAUCUUAUUUUGUCGCGUAGGGUUUCUUUGGAUAGAUCGGGAGGCGCAGACGGAGAGGAAGAUCGAUGGUGAGGGGGAAGACCCAGAUGCGGCGUAUAGAGAACGCGGCCAGCCGGCAGGUAACCUUUUCGAAGCGGCGAAAUGGCCUCCUCAAGAAGGCGUACGAGCUCUCCGUCCUCUGCGACGCCGAGGUCGCGCUCAUCGUCUUCUCCGCUCGGGGGAAGCUCUACGAGUUCGCCAGUUCCAGUGUACAGAAUACAAUUGACAGGUAUAUGGCGAAAGUGAAAGAAGUUGAGAUCAAUAGCAGUGAAACAGAAAGGAGCAUGGAGCAAUGGAAGUGUGAAGCCACAAACAUGUCAAAGAAGAUAGAACACCUUGAAGCGCAAAAAAGGAAGCUCUUGGGUGAAAAUUUGGGAUCAUGUUCUAUCGACGAGUUGAAUGAACUAGAGGCUCAAUUAGAGAAAAGCUUAAGCAGAGUAAAGGGAAAAAAAAGAACAAUGUUGGAGGAGCAAAUUGUGCAACUAAAGGAGAAUGAGAAAACUCUUCUGAAUGAGAAUGCAUCAUUACGUGAACAGUGCAAGUCAGAACCUCUGUUGAAGCGAGCUCCUACCCAAGAAAAUGGUGCAUAUUGUCACACUCGAGAAGAGCAUUCAGAAGACGUAGAAACCAUGCUGAUGAUAGGAUGGCCAAGCAGUAGAUAGGCCAAGUGAUCAUCAUUUUACAAGAGAGUAUUUGUAGGUAUGUUCAUGGUCGUACAGAAUCUGUUUUAACUUGGGUGUCAUAAGUUUAUGCAAGAGCUGUAUUAUUCAUCAUUUGGUAGAAAAUUCAGAUCAAUUCACUCAUUGUGAAAAAUGGUUGCAGUUGAUCUUUUUUUUGUGUGUGUGUAUGAUAAAUCUAACACAUAUUCCUAAUUAGCCAAAGCAUCUCCUUAUAGCAAA